UGACAAGAGGAAGUCUUGGCAUUUUUGUUGUUGCUCCAAUUUGUUGCAUCCUAUCGCGAGUAAGCAGCACGGGUUUGGAAUGUAUUUUGCAACUGUUCGCUCCGUGGUAAGCAAAACAUGACUGAUGGUAAAGGAAAAAAAAGCUCCGGCAAGCUUCAGCUUCAGCUUUUACCCAAUGCUCUGAUUGAUUCUUUAUUUAUCCGGUCAGGGUGGUUGAAUAAGCUACGACUUUGCCAGGUCACACGAGCCCUCAACUAUUGUACCAAAACUUCACAACGGCCGGAAAUGAUCUCCACGCUGCAACGCCAAGCUACAGCUAAGCUCCAUGAGGAUCACCACGGAGAGCUUGAAAACGUCGUCCCACAAGCGAAGCCUCCUUAG
This is a messenger RNA of Pyricularia oryzae 70-15, 381 nucleotides long. RefSeq lists its product as uncharacterized. The transcript is spliced from 2 exons. Lineage: Eukaryota; Fungi; Ascomycota; Sordariomycetes; Magnaporthales; Pyriculariaceae. The record is from RefSeq and is a predicted model, not a curated record. The coding region runs from base 118 to 381 and encodes 87 amino acids.